Molecule: messenger RNA, 1246 nt
Organism: Pseudophryne corroboree (corroboree frog)
Lineage: Eukaryota; Metazoa; Chordata; Amphibia; Anura; Myobatrachidae
Product: retinitis pigmentosa 1-like 1 protein
Exons: 6
Coding region: 464-1246 (260 amino acids)
Source: RefSeq, a predicted model, not a curated record
UUCCGGACUGUGCGUUCCACAUACAGGAAGUGAGUUUUCAUCGACUGCUGCAGCCUCCCAGUGUCCGUGGAGAUCAGGAACUCCAGCUGUGAGGAACGGAGUCUUUAUUACACAUCACACGUUCUGUAUUCUCUCUGAUUCACCGAGGACGGACAAGGACAGGAGUCACAGGACUGAGAGGAUAAUAAAAAUCACCCUGGAGAUCAUCUACCUGCUUACUGGGGAGGAUUACACAGUAGUGAAGAAGACAUCCAGUGAGUGUGAGAUACUCAACAGCCAUCGCCGUGUGUCAGGAGGACUGAGUAGAACCCAGAGCCCAAUCACGGUGCCUCCACCUGACUCACUAAUACAUGAGAGACACAAUGACCAAAAGAUCCUGGAACUCACCAACAAGAUCAUUCAGCUGUUGACUGGAGAGGAGGUGGAGUGUAUAGAGGAACACAGGGGUCUGUACAAGGACGUGAUGAUGGAGAAUCACCGGCCCCACACAUCACUGGAAGGACCCAGUAACAGAGAUUCCCCAGAGAGAUGUCCCCGUCCUCUGUAUUCCCAGGACUGUACAGAGGAGAAUCACAGGACCCCACUGGAGGAUCAGGGUGAAGCCCGAUUAAAUAAUAUUAAAAUCAAAGAUACAGAGGGAGAAGAAGAGACAUAUGUGACUGAUACAAAGGCAGAAGAUAUAGAGGGAGAAGAAAAGACAUAUGUGACUGAUAUGAAGGCAGAAGAUACAGAGGGAGAAGAAGAGACGUAUGUGACUGAUAUGAAGGCAGAAGAUACAGAGGGAGAAGAAGAGACGUAUGUGACUUAUAUAAAGGCAGAAGAUAUAGAGGGAGAAGAAGAGACAUAUGUGACUGAUAUAAAGGCAGAAGAUAUAGAGGGAGAAGAAGAGAUGUAUGUGACUGAUAGAGAGGCAGAAGAUAUAGAGGGAGAAGAAGAGACGUAUGUGACUGAUAUGAAGGCAGAAGAUACAGAGGGAGAAGAAGAGACGUAUGUGACUGAUAUGAAGGCAGAAGAUACAGAGGGAGAAGAAGAGACGUAUGUGACUGAUAUAAAGGCAGAAGAUAUAGAUGGAGAAGAGGAGACGUAUGUGACUGAUAUAAAGGCAGAAGAUAUAGAGGGAGAAGAAGAGACGUAUGUGACUGAUAUAGAGACAGAAGAUACUGAGGAAGAAGAAGAGACGUAUGUGAGGGGAGAUCAGCAGUCUAAGGAGGAGGAGAUCCCUACAGAUAUCAGCACAGGUGAGUAA